Punctularia strigosozonata HHB-11173 SS5 is the source of this 1563-nucleotide messenger RNA. Its product is annotated as FAD-binding domain-containing protein. Gene Ontology annotation, molecular function: oxidoreductase activity; FAD binding. NCBI's taxonomy places the organism in Eukaryota, Fungi, Basidiomycota, Agaricomycetes, Corticiales, Punctulariaceae. The transcript is spliced from 10 exons. The coding region runs from base 1 to 1563 and encodes 520 amino acids. The record is from RefSeq and is a predicted model, not a curated record.
AUGCGCGUGCUACGCUACGGCUCUGUGAUACUCGUUGCGCGCGCUGCAUCAGCCGCUAAUGUUCUCGACUCACUCGGAGACUUGUUCCCGUCCUCCACGUUUCAGGCUGUCUUGAACACCUGGAACUUCUUUGCUGGGAACGUUUCUGACCAUGCUCCACCGAAUCUGAGCGCUUGCCGUCUCAUUGCUGGAAGGAUUUCUGAUGCAUCCGCCGUUUUCUACCCUGACGCUGUCGCAUAUGAAACGGACAUGGUGCAUGCAUUCGGCAGCAGCGCACAGAACGCGACAUGCAGUGUACAACCCGCCAAUGCUCAAGACGUCGCUGAAGUCGUGAACGUUCUUUCGGAGAUGCGCGUUCCUUGGGCGAUCAAAUCUGGCGGACACGCUUCAAAUCCAGGCUGGAGCUCAACCCCGGGUGUACAAAUCACUCUGUCGCGCAUCAACGCGACGACCUUCGAUGCGGCUACACGGGUCGCCACCGUCGGUGCCGGGGCACGCUGGGAGACGGUCUAUGCGGCGUUGGACCCUUAUAACGCGUCCGUUGCGGGCGGUCGCGUGUCCGGUGUGGGCGUGGGCGGGUUCGUGCUCGGCGGUGGUUACUCGUGGUUCACCAACCAGGUUGGUCUCACAAUUGACACCGUUGUCGAGUUCGAGCUAGUCACGCUGGCGGGCGACAUAUUGACGGUCAAUAAUGAAACGUAUCCGGACCUGUUCUUUGGGUUGAAGGGCGGAGGAAACAACUUUGGUGUCGUGACACAAAUCAAGAUGAAGACUCACCAACAGGGUCCAGUAUAUGGAGGAAUGGUGAUCGUCGAUGCCAAGGCCAUGGCGCAAGCACACAAAGAAGUUUCGAAGUUCCAAGACUCGACCACCGAUCCGCGUGCUGCAAUGGCGGUGAUCUAUGGAUUCAAUCAUGCACUUGGCGGACUUUUUGGGUCGUUCUUCCUCUUCUACGAUGGCCCAACCCCACCGGAAGGACUGUUCGACGGGCUGCUUUCCCUUCCGGCUGUAUCCAAAGAUAUCCACGUCCGAUCAAUGAGCACGCUGAUAGGAGGACUGUCAGGCCCCGCAUACUCCCCUCGCGGGGCGUACCGUGCUCUUGCCGUCAAGAACUACACAGUACCUAUGCUGGAGCACAUAGCCGGCGAACUCACGGUCCACGCUUCAGAACUCUUCGCGCACACGGGAACACAGUUCAUGAUCGCCAUCGAGCCGAUGCUUGACUCGAUCUUCUCCCACCAUGCCGGACAACCCACGGCCCUCAUUCACGACGACGGCGACUUCUUCGCGCCAACGGUGUUGCUCGCCACGUGGGAUAAUGCCGCGGAAGACAAGCGCAUGCUCGAUAUCCUCAAGGCAAUUGACGAUUCGAUCGUUGAAUUCGGCGUCAAGGCCGGGCAGAAGAUCGGGCCAGGGGAUGCGAUCCUGUACCCGAACUACGCGUCGAUUGACACGCACGUCGAAAACUUCUUCGGCCGAAACCUUCCGGAACUGAGGAGGAUUCAAGAGAAGUACGAUCCUCAUGGAUUGACCAAGUUGACCGGAGGAUGGAAGUUCGCUUGA